AUGUUUCCUUGGUCAGCAGUCUUCUCCCUGGAGCCCAAAGUGGCGGGUCAGCGUACCAGCGAGGAGCUGGUGACCAACACACUGAUGCUGGAGCUUGGUGCCAUGGUCAAGCGCACUGAGCGAAUCCAGCUGGAGCAGGCUGCCGAGGGCCGGCGGCGACGCCAGAGUGGGAGUUGUAGUUCCACUUCGGGGGUGGACUACAGCUGGCUGGCCGACGUUCCUAACCCAGAACCCUACCAGCUGACUCCCGAUGACCUGCUGGAGCUGCAGGACCUCUGCGCCAAGGUGCCGCCAGCUCAGUGCGGGCCAGUUAUAGUCAGGUUCAGGCGGUUGCUGUCUCAGAUGCAGCCCGAAGUCUAUGAGGUCCCACGUCUGUUUCGCUCAGUACUCCACGACUGCUUGGAGGAGAUGAGAGGAGAAAGAGCAGAUGUACAUCACAACAUGCAGAUGAAGCAGCAGCGCAGCAAAAGCCUCUCCUUCGUCACUUUCCGCAGCAAGUUCCGAACGGGCUACUUCCAUGGGGGAAGCGGUCUGAGGGGAUCCAGGGCAGACAUGCGUCAGCAGGUGGAUUGGUCAGAUGAUGAGGGGGACGAGGAAGAGGGACGUGAGGAAGAGGCCAUUAGGGCCCGUGUCAGGAAGGGGAGGAGCAGCAGCAUGCCAGAUAUCACACCUUUGGAACAAAGUGCGCAUGGGUGA
Nerophis lumbriciformis (worm pipefish) is the source of this 696-nucleotide messenger RNA. NCBI's taxonomy places the organism in Eukaryota, Metazoa, Chordata, Actinopteri, Syngnathiformes, Syngnathidae. The record is from RefSeq and is a predicted model, not a curated record.